AUGGCCGGGGCCGGCUGGGCCCCGCCGCGCCUGGACGAGUUCAUCCUCACCGAGCGCCUUGGCGCCGGCACCUACGCCACCGUCUACAAGGCCUACAGGAAGAGGGACACGCGUGAGGUGGUGGCCAUCAAGUGCGUGAGCAAGAGGAGCCUCAACCGGGCAUCAGUGGAGAACCUGCUGACGGAGAUCGAGAUCCUGAAGACCAUCCGCCACCCGCACAUCGUGGAGCUCAAGGACUUCCAGUGGGACAGCAACCACAUCUACCUGAUCAUGGAGUUCUGUGCCGGGGGGGACCUCUCCCGCUUCAUCCGAAUGCGCAGGAUCCUCCCCGAGAAGGUGGCGCGCAUCUUCCUGCAGCAGCUCGCCUGUGCCCUGAAGUUCCUCCACGACCACAACAUCUCCCACCUGGACCUCAAGCCACAGAACAUCCUCCUGAGCGCUCCGGAGAACCCCCAGCUGAAGCUGGCAGAUUUCGGGUUUGCGCAGUACAUGUCACCAUGGGACGAGAAGCACGUUCUGCGGGGCUCCCCGCUCUACAUGGCCCCCGAGAUGGUGUGCCGCCAGCAGUAUGACGCCCGGGUGGACCUGUGGUCAGUGGGCGUCAUCCUUUACGAAGCACUUUUUGGGAGGCCGCCCUUUGCCUCCCGCUCCUUCGCCGAGCUGGAGGAGAAGAUCCGCAGCGACCGGGCUGUCGAGCUGCCCAGCCGGCCCCUGCUCUCCCCGGAAUGCCGGGAUCUCUUAGGACAGCUCUUGGAGAGGGACCCUUUGAAACGCAUCUCCUUCGAAUGCUUCUUUGCCCAUCCCUUUGUGGAUAUGGAGCACGUCCCCGGCCCCGAGAGCCUCUGCAAGGCGACCGACCUGGUGGUGGAGGCGGUGAAGAAGGAUCAGGAGGGGGAUGCCUCUGCCGCCCUCUCCCUUUACUGCAAAGCCCUGGAGUAUUUUGUGCCGGCUCUGCACUAUGAAAGCGAUGCUCGCCGGAAAGAAGCCAUUCGAGCCAAGGUGGGGCAGUACAUCUCCCGAGCAGAGGAGCUGAAGGCAUUGGUCACCUCCAGCAACAAGAACCUCUUGCAGCAAGGGAACCCGGCCAGAGAGCUCCUUAAAGAGAUGGCCAAGGACAAGCCUCGCCUCUGCGCGGCGCUGGAAAUGGCUUCUGCUGCCAUCGCUAAGGAGGAGGAAGGCAAAGAUGACAGUGACACCCUGGAGCUCUACCAGCAGAGCCUGGGGGAGCUGCUGCUCCUCCUGGCCGCGGAGCCCACGGGGAGGCGACGGGAGCUGCUCCACGCGGAGAUCCAGACCCUGAUGGCCCGGGCCGAGUACCUGAAAGACCAGAUGAAGAUGCGGGAGGCACAGUCCAUGGGCAAGGAGGCACUGGCAGAGCCCGUCCGGAGCAGUGAGUCCCUUUUUCUGUCCCCUCUUGUCCCAUCAGAGAGGGUUUGGUGAAAAGGGCCUGGGGAACGUCCCCCCUCGUGGCUGCGGUCCUUGUGGUGGGGAACAUCCCUACAGCUGCCACAGCCAUGGGGAUAUUCCUGCCUGGGGGUAAUCCCGACCCCGUACACCCUUCUUUCCCCCCAGCCUGGGCUUAUCCAUGCCCGGGAGCCCACCUGGGCUGGGUGACGAUGGUGUGUGCAGCCGAGUGAUUGCCCUCUGUGCCCCCCCCGGCACAGCCUGUACCUUGCAGUGAUGCCCAGGAGCUGGCCGGCGGGACGCUGCUCGCCGCCCUGGCGCUGCCAUGCCAAGAGAUGCCAUCGGCAGGGCGG
Haliaeetus leucocephalus (bald eagle) is the source of this 1757-nucleotide messenger RNA. It is a transcript of the gene ULK3, whose product is annotated as unc-51 like kinase 3. Gene Ontology annotation, biological process: autophagosome organization; protein autophosphorylation; peptidyl-serine phosphorylation. The record is from RefSeq and is a predicted model, not a curated record. Gene Ontology annotation, cellular component: cytoplasm; autophagosome. Lineage: Eukaryota; Metazoa; Chordata; Aves; Accipitriformes; Accipitridae. Bases 1 to 1440 code for a protein of 479 amino acids. Gene Ontology annotation, molecular function: ATP binding; protein serine/threonine kinase activity. The transcript is spliced from 15 exons.